AUGCCUGGCUUCGACUUCUCAAACUACAAUCGGAAUCUGGCUCUCCAUGCCAGGGGAGUGCCGUUACCGAAAGCGACGAGUACAGGGACCACGAUUGUCGGAUGUAUAUUCGACAAUGGUGUGGUGAUAGCUGCAGACACGAGAGCUACCAGCGGCCCAAUAGUUGCUGACAAGAACUGCGAAAAACUGCACUACAUCUCGCCGUCCAUCUUCUGCGCCGGCGCCGGCACAGCAGCGGACACGGAAUUCACCACCUCGCUCAUCUCGUCCAGCCUCGAACUGCACUCCCUCUCCACCGGCCGCCCGCCGCGCGUCGUAACCGUCAUGACGAUGCUCAAACAACACCUCUUCCGCUACCAAGGCCACAUCGGGGCCUACCUCGUCGUCGCCGGCGUCGACCCGACCGGAGUCGGGCUCUUCACCGUGCACGCCCACGGCUCCACCGACAAACUGCCCUACGUGACCAUGGGCUCCGGCAGUCUGGCCGCCAUGGCCGUCUUCGAGACGCAGUGGAAGAACAACUGCAGCAAAGACGACGCCAUCAAGGUCUGCAGCGAGGCCAUCCAGGCCGGCAUCUUCAACGACCUCGGCUCCGGCUCCAACGUCGACGUCUGUGUGAUCGAGAAGGGCAAGCCCACGCAGAUGAUGCGCAAUCACAUCAGGCCGAACGAGCGCGUCAAGAAGGAGCGCGACUACAAGUUCCCCAAGGGCACCACCGCCUGGCUGAAGGAGAAGAUCAUCACCAAGGAGCAGAUUGGGAGAUAUGUCACCGUGUCGGAGCUGCCAACCACGGGUGGAAAUGGGAAUGGAAGUGGAAGUGAUUCGGAUAGUCUGGUCGUGGUGGAGAAAAUGGACGUCGAUGGUUAG
Molecule: messenger RNA, 867 nt
Organism: Endocarpon pusillum Z07020
Lineage: Eukaryota; Fungi; Ascomycota; Eurotiomycetes; Verrucariales; Verrucariaceae
Product: Proteasome component PUP1
Exons: 3
Coding region: 1-867 (288 amino acids)
Cellular component (GO): proteasome core complex
Molecular function (GO): threonine-type endopeptidase activity
Source: RefSeq, a predicted model, not a curated record